CGCAACAUUUUCUUCUGUUGUGUAGUAGUUUGUUAGUUUUGGGUGCGAUAUGGAUGCCUUACCCAAUGGCUUUUACCGAAUUGAACUUAACAGAACGACGUGGGAAGUUCCAGAACGCUAUCAGCAACUCAGCCCCGUCGGUAUCGGCGCCUACGGGCAAGUCGUGUCUGCUUUGGAUGUGGAGACGCAGACAAGUGUUGCAAUCAAGAAGUUAGCGAGGCCUUUUCAGUCACAAGUCCACGCCAAGCGCACGUACCGAGAACUAAAGCUGUUGAAAGUGAUGGACCACGAGAAUGUCAUAGGGCUGUUGGAUGUUUUCACUCCUAAUUCAUCUCUGGACGAUUUUCGGGAUUUAUACCUUGUUACAGCACUGAUGGGAGCCGACCUGAACAACAUCAUUAAAUUUCAGUCGUUAAGUGAUGAUCAUGUUCAGUUUCUCAUUUACCAGAUACUCCGUGGUCUUAAGUAUGUUCAUUCAGCUGGUGUAAUACAUCGAGAUUUAAAACCAAGCAAUAUUGCAGUCAACGAAGAUUGUGAACUGAAAAUUUUGGACUUUGGCCUGGCUCGAGCCACAGAUGACGAAAUGACCGGCUAUGUGGCAACAAGAUGGUACCGAGCACCAGAAAUCAUGCUCAAUUGGAUGCACUACAGCCAGAAUGUUGAUAUUUGGUCGGUCGGUUGUAUCAUGGCUGAGCUGCUGACCGGUAAGACAUUAUUUCCCGGAUCAGACCACAUUGACCAGUUGUACAAGAUACUUCAGCUUGUUGGCACACCAGAUGCCGUGUUUAUGAAAAAGAUCACCAGCGACUCGGCUCGGUCGUACCUCCAGUCUCUUCCAAGCACGCCGAAACGACCGUUCUCCGAGAUUUUUGUGGGUGCAAAUCCUUUAGCUAUAGAUAUUCUUGAACGGAUGCUAGUGCUGGACACAGACCAACGGAUUUCAGCCAUUGAUGCAUUGGCUCAUCCAUAUUUUGCAAAAUAUUCAGAUCCUACUGAUGAGCCAACGUGUGACCCAUACGAUGACUCGUUUGAAAAACUGGACGUUACAAUACCUGAAUGGAAAGAAUUGGUAUACAAAGAGGUUGUGGACUGCAUUGAGAAGAAGAUGGCAGGCAAGGUGUCUGGUGCAUUACAAGCUGGAGCUGUGGCAAUGGAUAUGUGAUCUUUUUGCAUCGUUUUAUAUCAUAAUUCGUGAUACAUGGAAUCGUAGACAGUCUAUCUUAGCAUUUUUAUGGUUCAUGUGAACCAAAUCAUAUUUGCCUUUUGCUUCUGCAUCAUGGCUUUCGUUUCAUGAUAAGUGCAUUGUCGGGUGUGAAUACAUGAUGUGUGUGCUGUGUCACUGUA
Molecule: messenger RNA, 1344 nt
Organism: Corticium candelabrum
Lineage: Eukaryota; Metazoa; Porifera; Homoscleromorpha; Homosclerophorida; Plakinidae
Product: mitogen-activated protein kinase 14-like
Exons: 12
Coding region: 50-1162 (370 amino acids)
Biological process (GO): intracellular signal transduction; protein phosphorylation
Cellular component (GO): cytoplasm; nucleus
Molecular function (GO): MAP kinase activity; ATP binding
Source: RefSeq, a predicted model, not a curated record